CUGCACUCUUGGACAGUUUGGGAUAUCCUUGGUGGGAGGUCGGCCGAAAGAGGAUACGAUAAGUGUCAUGCUGUGGGAUUGCAUGCAGUAACGCCCGCAAGCGUGGCGAGGGAAAUGAUGGAGCGCGAGGCGAAGAAGAGAAGGAACGGGUCAAGGUCAAAGCUCUCAGAGAGGCUGGCCAACUCAACGGAUAUGAAACUCAGUUUCCCCCACGGCCGUCUGGAGGCUGACCAGGGAUCAAUGCGACGAGACAUCGCGCGAUGGAUUUGCACACGUUGACACCUGAACGGGGGAGGAAAAGCAGAACAUCACGGCCGACCCUCCCACAGAGGCUGCCCAGACGUGUGGAAGACCGCGGCUCUUUGGCCGAGGGACCUCCUGGCCUCGUCCCUUGGCGCGGCCCACAACACUGGAAGUACUUCCCUGCUUACUCAGAGGAGCUCCGUGCACGCGCAGGCCAUCCGUAUCAUGGCGGCCGUCCUGGACCAUCCCAUCAGCACACGAGACGCUGCUGGCAGACGGCUCGGCUCCUAAAGGGAGCGCGGCGAAGGACUCCAGCUGGGGCGUCGGAGGGGGCCCGCAAGAGCCCGAAGAGUGUGAGCUCGUCAUCGACGGCGCGCCGCGACAGGAGAGCUGCCACGGUCCGUGGCGAACUGGCGAGUGGAGAGACGACUAUUCGGGGAAGGUGCCAGCCCUGACCGGGGGCUCCCCACAGUGAAAUACUCCACGUCGGGGUCCAAACUCUGAUAUUCAUAAGGCUUCUCGGGUUUGUCUGGCUCGGGGCCAGAAGAAUCCAUACAAACAUCUGUACAUAGAAUAAGCGGCCAGAGCACAAAUCACACCAAAUUCCACCAUUGCCACAUACUUCCAGUGCUGGUCGCACUCCGGCGGGUCCCUUGUAGCGCUCGCCACGCAAUCGCACGGCGUCACCGGCUCCUGCGGCAGCGGGCAUCGGUCGUCGAACAGGAACUUCCAGUCGCCCUCGGAGACGGGGAGUGCGAUGAGAUCCCCGCUGCCGUCGAGCAGCGUGAACCAAUAAAUGAUUCGAACUCCCAAAACGCAGCAGCUCCAUCGAAUCAUACGAGCCGAGGAAUUGAUCCUCGACGCACAGGGAAAGCUCCUGCAGCAAUGUAUCUGCGGAAUCUCCUUGGCCCUCUGGCACCUUCUCGCCGACCUGUACGACUAUGGACUCCUCUGUCUGAUUUGGAAUGAGUGUAUAGCACAUCCACACCACAGAAGUAUUCACCAAACCUUCCCACUUGCUGUGCGUCUCGAAUGGCAUGCCUGUCGGGUUUUCAGCGACGGCCCGACUGAAAUUCCGCAAGUGCAAAUAACAACCCUUGUUGGGUGAAUUCGCUGGCGAAGCGAAUCCGGAGCACCGUGGCCCUCCGCUUGCGAGUUCGAUCACGCACUUUUUGAAACAGUCGUGCUUAUCGUAAUCCUCAAACCAAUACCUGCCGUCGUCCAUAUUCAAGGGAUGCGUGCCGUCCUCACUGCAAAAACUGGACUCACCCGAUCUCCAACCGACGGGAUGGACUGAUGCGAAACUUCCUGUGAAGUGCAAGUCGGCCGAGCCUUCUUCAUGCGUUGUGGUUGUCGUGGUCGUGGCCAUAUGUGGGCAACAAACGCCAUCGACUGCACCGGCCGCGCACAUCCAGUGCAAGAGUUUUGAAUCGUGUGUGGUGCUUUUUCGUAAUGCCACUGUCAUGCCAAUAACCCUGCCAUCUGAGCAUUGGUCAAACAUCAGACGGAGCUGAGGUGAGGGACCCGCUGAAUACACUGCAAUUGUAUUCAGGUCACACACGGUCUUGUUCACCUGCCCCUCCACUCGAAAGCUCACCGAGGGUGGAGGCGAUACCGCAGUAUGGUUUAAACUUACUUUCCAUGCUCCCAUGUGGGAGAACAGGUUCGAGGAGAUUUUGCCAGGACAUUCGAUUGCAUCUGGAAGGAAUCUUUCCAAGCUCGGAAGGAAGGGCUGGUACUCUCUGUCGAUCGAGCAGCUUUCCGAGCGCCACUGCUGGUACAAACUUUGGAAUGGCACAGGUGACGCCACUGUUGCAAUAUUUACUUCGAGCGCAUGGAUGCAUGCGUCUUCGAUACAACAGUACUCCAAGCGCGCCGCAUACCUCACCACGAGACAGACUCUUCCAUGGACUCCGAACGUGCAGUUAAUUUCAGCCUCGCAGACCCAGCGCUGUGCGGCCUGGAACGGCUUGAGACACCACAGCUGUACAGUACGGGGAACAAGCUCGAUGCUGAGAGACGCGUCGCUGGCCCAGCUCGUCCGCAACUCCAAGGCCACCUCUGAAGCCUACCCGCCGGGGCAUCGCCAGGAGCCUCGUCGGUGGCCGCCAGGGCCUCCAUGGUAGCCCGCGGGACACGUCGGGCCAAGACCACAUUCUAGUAGCGCGCCAAGGACGAAGCAGAAAGCGUCGACAUCCGACGCCAUGGUAAAAGAACGCUUUCGUGAAAAACCAAAGGAGAGAUUACGACACGAUCUCUC
Messenger RNA from Prorocentrum cordatum, 2503 nucleotides. The record is from the annotation of a GenBank genome assembly. Lineage: Eukaryota; Dinophyceae; Prorocentrales; Prorocentraceae.